This is a messenger RNA of Manduca sexta (tobacco hornworm), 752 nucleotides long. RefSeq names its product 39S ribosomal protein L53, mitochondrial (gene mRpL53). Lineage: Eukaryota; Metazoa; Arthropoda; Insecta; Lepidoptera; Sphingidae. Gene Ontology annotation, cellular component: mitochondrial large ribosomal subunit. The coding region runs from base 93 to 527 and encodes 144 amino acids. The transcript has 3 exons. The record is from RefSeq and is a predicted model, not a curated record.
GAGGAUGAAACGGAACGUCUUUUGUAUUGAUUUUUGCAGCACCUAGGUACUUGCCUAUACAUUUAUUUUCAGAAAGUAGCAAACGAUUUAUUAUGUCUAUCCCAUUUAGUGGCGCAAUAAGAAAAUCUGGGGGAGUUGCUUCUGCGAUAGGAAAGCAAUUAAAGGCCGUGAAUCUAAAAGCUGCAAAGAGGAUUACAGUGAAAUUCGAUCCUUUCGGAGACAACGUUGCUCACACUAGAAAUUUUCUGCAUUAUAUCAGUUCUCCAAAAAUAAGCUUAACAAAUCCAAACUGUUCUUUGAAGACAGAAGUGGUAUGUGAUCGCAGUGAACCAGUUGUUGAAGUGGCUAUAGUGCCUUCCAUAGCAGACACAUCAAAGAUAAAAAAAGUUACACUAAAAAGUAGUAAUCUAACUUGUUUGGAAAUACUUCAGCUGUUUAAUAAACACAUCUCUUCAAUAGCACCUGUUGAACAGUCCGUAUCCUCAAUUCAAACUAAGUCAGAGAAGAAGAAAACCAAAAAGAAGUAGUGUAAUCAUGGCCAAGUCUAAAGGAAACCUGCAUGUUGUGGAGGAAAUUUACAACCAGAUACCAUCAUUCACAGAUAUAUUUUCUGAAGACACCUUUUAUAUAUUUGUAGCUUUCUUUGUAAUGGCUACUAUACUGGUUGCAUUCAUGUUGUCUAGAUUUGUUACUAUUAAACCUGUAGAUUAGAUGUUUAUUGUUAGAAUGAUUAUUAUGAAAUAAAUUUUAAA